UCAUAAGACAAUUCGGCAGUAGAGCAAGUGAACAGCGAUGUUACAGGCUUGCUUUAUAGUAGGCUAUAUGAAUAAAACACAUCAAUAAAGGAUCUAUGUUUACGGUCAAGAACGGAACGAUGGAAUCGAUACUCACUGCUUUUAUAGUGGCAUGCUCCGGUUUCUUCACGGUUUUUGCUGGAGAGUUGUGCACCAAAGCCCCUGAGUUUAAGCCCAGUGGGAAGCCAUCUCAGCUACGGGAGACACUGGGCUCAACGGCAUUCCUGAACUGUACCGCCCUCGUAUCCUGGGACCCCCAGGACCAACCCUGUGACGCUCUCGUGUCCUGGAGAAAAGAUGGCGGCCUUCUUUCAAAUCAUAGCCUGCACCCUCGGAAUCUCUCCAAAUGGCUCGUCAGCCCCACUCAGCAGAUGCUGAACAGUGUGCUGGUGGUGAGGUUGAGGGAGGAGGAAGACUUUGGGCUGUACACCUGCAGAGUGGGAAAUGCCUCCACCGACUUCAGUCUGCACAAUAUAAACCGCCCCAGCCACACAGCUGCACUGAUAGCUUCCAUGAUUCUCCUGCUUAUCCUCACCACCUCCUCUAUAUUGUACUCCACAUGCCACCUCAACAUCCAACUCUGGUACAGGAAUAAAUAUGGGGACUAUGAGAUCAAUGAUGGAAAGAUAUAUGAUGCUUACAUCUCUUACGUAAACAAUAAUAACGACAGGAAGUUUGUCAACUUCAUCCUCAAACCUCACUUGGAGAAUAAGCAUGGACACAAACUGCACCUCAAUAACAACAACAUCCUGCCUGGUUCAGAGCCGUCCGCAGAACUGUUGAUGAAUGUGAGCCGUUGCCGGCGGCUAAUCUUAGUGCUCUCUCACCCCUACCUGGAACAGGAUUGGUGCUCCAACAACUUCAGGCAGAGCCUUCUGCAUGUGUUGGAGCUGUCCCAGCAGCUCAUCGUCAUUAUGUUUGAGGGCCAAUCCAAACACAUGAGCAAGGAGAUCAUGUUUCUGCUCAAGGAGCACGAGAAGCACCUCACCGUGCUAAACUGGAGCAACUACUCAAUUACCCCAUCGUCAGUGUUCUGGAAGAAGCUGGCCCUGGCCAUGCCCCGCAGCGUGGUCCUCCACAGUCACGCCGCUGGAGACCCCCAGACCCUGCUCCAGGACGACAAGGACCCCAUGCUGACCCUGAACCCAGACUACCUGGACUGCCGUCCAGACCCAGACCCCUCAGGUGACCUAGGUGUGCGCGUGCCUGUGUGCAGGGCGCUCACUUCCAGAGCACCCGCUCUCCCCGCUGCUCCUGCACCAGCGACUAAAGCUAAUCAGUCAGACAUCGACGUGUCAGACCUGGGCUCUCGUAACUAUGGAGCCCCCACGGACUUCUACCGCCUGGUUACAGACGAAGACGUGUAACCUGGACAACCCUCGAUACUCCAGCCUCCGUCACUCACAGAGCGCUGUGGGGAACACACAUGGGCUCUCACCAGCUGUGUCAUAUUUUUCAGUUUCCAAGUUAAAAUAUGUUACUGUAUUUGAAAUGUUAUUGACAUUGGAACGUUUCUGUUAUUUUUACUAGACGUUAGGUUUUUAUAUUUCAAUAAUCCAUACACAAAUUUACACUUAUCAUAAUUGUUGUAAGUGCUAUAGUGCUUUAAUGUUAAGGCCAUUGAUUGUUAUUGUUAAUAAUUGGUCAAUUCUAAUCAGAUUUCAUAUGGUUCCGACAUCUUCAGAUGUAAACAUCUGUGAUCCUCCCACAAUAUCCUGUUGAAAUUGUACAUAAGAGCUCAAACUUUACUCAGUUGAUCACCUUCUACUCCAGCAGAGGGCAAAAUUGAGUCAGAUGUCUCAUGCAAAUAUGCCUUAUUCAACAAUGGAUUAUAUCAAUAGAAUAACAUGUUUCUUAUUCUUGUCUAUUACAUAUAUCUCUGUGUUGUCAGUAUGAUAUGAAUGUGUACGAUUGUGUAAAGAAGAUUAAAAAAGAUAAGA
Osmerus eperlanus (European smelt) is the source of this 1979-nucleotide messenger RNA. It is a transcript of the gene sigirr, whose product is annotated as single immunoglobulin and toll-interleukin 1 receptor (TIR) domain. Lineage: Eukaryota; Metazoa; Chordata; Actinopteri; Osmeriformes; Osmeridae. Bases 96 to 1406 code for a protein of 436 amino acids. Gene Ontology annotation, biological process: signal transduction. The record is from RefSeq and is a predicted model, not a curated record. The transcript has 9 exons.